UAUUUCUGGUUCUUCCUUAUUUAUUAUUGAUUUCAUUUUUCUGGUGAAUCACUCAAGAGAGCUUCAUAAUUCCGCUAAGCAGAGAAAGAGGUUGUUGUGUUAUGGCGGGAAAAGGUGUUAGUUCUGUGGCAAAGGCAGUGGCAGAAUAUCAAUAUCCUUGGCGUGAGAAAUUGGUGAAAUAUAAGGAUGAACUUGCCAAGGGUGUGUGGGGAUACUGGGAGCUUGGCGCAUGGAAGCCACUCAGCAUCAGUGCUCGGCGUCGAGCUAGGCUUCGCAAGGAAGUGCUUCUUGCUGGGGAAGAUUGGGCAUAUGAUCCUGAAAGGAAGGAGAUGAAGACCAGGAGGAAGGGACACAAAUGUGAUAGGAUUGCCGCUGAGAAACGGGAGAACACGGCAAGGUUGAUGGAGAAGAUGCCUGAGAUGUUGCUGGAUUACAAAAAGAGAAGGUGGCAGAAGAAGAUGAAGGAAGAGGACAAGGCAAAGUUUUAAUUUUGGAAUGGUUUGUCUGCCUUUACAAUUGGAUUAUUUACUUGUGCAAUGUUAGUGAAUGAUUAAGUUUUAUUAUGCGUUUUAAUCCAUGAUAUUAAUAACCCCUUUCAAUAGCCUUGUGAUUAUCAGUGGGAAAGGGCUUACUCCUAAGGAAAUUACUCUUAUGGAGUUAUUGUUCAUGGAUCUGUUUGGUUGAGUGCUAGGUACUUGUGAUUGUUUAUUGGCAAUUGUUGCAUGAAUUAAUCUUA
This is a messenger RNA of Abrus precatorius (Indian licorice), 736 nucleotides long. RefSeq lists its product as uncharacterized. The record is from RefSeq and is a predicted model, not a curated record. The transcript is spliced from 2 exons. The coding region runs from base 102 to 488 and encodes 128 amino acids. Lineage: Eukaryota; Viridiplantae; Streptophyta; Magnoliopsida; Fabales; Fabaceae.